AUGGCACUGCCCCAGAUAAAGCACGAUCUCAAUCGCUCUGGCUGGGAGACUACAGACUUUCCAUCCGUCUGUGAGAAUUGUCUCCCUGAAAACCCUUAUGUGACUAUGACAAAAGAAGAUCGCGGUGCUCAGUGCAAGAUUUGUACUCGACCCUACACCCUUUUUGAGUGGAGAAAGGACCGAAAAGCUCAACGCAAGUCGCAGACCAACAUUUGCCUAACUUGCGCGCGUCUGAAGAACAGCUGUCAAUGCUGCAUGCUCGAUUUGUCCUUUGGCUUGCCAAUCAAUGUCCGUGAUGCUGCACUAAAAAUGGUCGCACCUGGUCCCACAAGUAGCAUCAACCGUGAAUACUAUGCGCAGAAUCACGAAAAGGAAAUUGAAGAGGGUCGCGGUGCGAUUGAGGAAUAUGAAAAGACAGAUGAGAAGGCUAUUGAGGUACUGCGCAGGCUGGCUUCUUCGGACCAGUUCAAUAGGGGUAGAAAGGCACAACUUGCCAUUGAGGGCAUCGAAGAAAAUAACGGCGAGGGUUCGAGCGACGAACCACGAACACAUAGCCAAUACGGAAAUGGGCCGGGUCCAAUCCGUACGAGUCAGAGUCGACUCGGAAAUAGUCUUCCAGGACGUGGAGGAGCCGCUGGUCGUGGUGCUCGUGGGGGUUUCGGCGGUCGAGGUGCCCGUGCAGGUCCAUACGUGCCUCCAACAGCCGAGGAACUUGCGCCUCCCGCAGAUCCCAACAUUGCCACUCUAUUCCUCACGGGUGUUUACGAUGGUUUGCCAGAACACGAACUGAGAGUUUUCUUCACACAAUUUGGCCAGCUUCGCUCUGUGGUCUGCUCUCACCGUGCCCACGCCGCCUAUAUCAACUUUAUGUCCCGUGAAAGUGCCGAGGCUGCUGCUAAGCACUGCCAGGGCAAGGCGGUCGUCAAGGAUUUCCCUCUCCGUGUGACCUGGGCAAAGGCGAAACCUAAGCCCCUUGAUUCCUUGACCCCCGAAGAGCGAGCCCAGAAUCGUUCUCGCGAAAGUCGACAGGGCAAGCGCAGUCAGUCUGAUAACGGUGGACAAUCUGAAAAAAAGGCCCUCACGGCUGCUGGCGAAACAGGCCAAGAAUCCACCAAGGGCUAUUCUGUUGCUCCUCCUCCGGGAUCUUCAUCAGUCCAGUACGCCAGCAUGUCAGGUGAAUAA
Messenger RNA from Penicillium taxi, 1182 nucleotides. It is a transcript of the gene slt11, whose product is annotated as Pre-mRNA-splicing factor ECM2. Lineage: Eukaryota; Fungi; Ascomycota; Eurotiomycetes; Eurotiales; Aspergillaceae. Gene Ontology annotation, cellular component: U2-type catalytic step 2 spliceosome; Prp19 complex; U2-type catalytic step 1 spliceosome. Bases 1 to 1182 code for a protein of 393 amino acids. The record is from RefSeq and is a predicted model, not a curated record. Gene Ontology annotation, molecular function: pre-mRNA binding; U6 snRNA binding. The transcript has 2 exons.